UGUGGCAAGAGUGUGGCGAGUAGCAACACAACAAGGUCUUGUUAAGACUCACUCAAGGGCGACACUCACACUCUCCCUCCAUUCUCCCUCCACACUCCCAGUCACUUCACUCCGGUGAGGGUGAUCUAGUGUGACCCGGCGCCACCAGCAGCACCCAUAAAUGGCCUCCAGCCGGGACUCGUCAGAUGGUGGAGGGGACCUUCCUCCUCGACGCAUCCGCCUUAAGGUUAAUGGGGUCAAUUAUUCUGUGGGACCCGAGGUGCCGCCCUGGACGACGCUCGUCGACUUCCUGCGGACGACGGUGAAGGCCGUGGGGACCAAGGUACUGUGUCGCGACGGUGGGUGUGGCGCCUGCACCGUGGUGGCCACGGUACCUGACCUCCAGCACCCCGGCGCCUCCAGCACCUUCAGUGUUAAUGCUUGUCAAAUUCUGACGUAUGCCUGCGCGGGCUGGAGUAUUGAGACGAUAGAGCACCUGGGUACUCGCCACUCAGGAUACCAUUCACUCCAGACCGCUCUGAGUGGCUUCUACGGGACGCAGUGCGGGUUCUGCUCCCCCGGGAUGAUCAUGACUAUGUAUGGACAACUGAAGGCGUCAGGAAGCCUGAGGUCGUCGCAGGUGGAGGAGGCGCUGGACGGCAACUUGUGCCGGUGUACGGGCUACCGUCCCAUACUGGAGGCCUUCAAGUCCCUCACCCUGGACGGACGUCAGCGUCUCAAGGACAGACUUGCAGAUAUAGAGGAGGUGCAUAAAUCACGGUGCCCGAGGACCGGCAGUGCUUGUAAGGGGUCAUGCACCGACCACAAGCCCGGGGAAGAGGCUUGUGGUGAGGCUUGGUCCCCGCUGGAGCCUCAUCACCUGAGGGUCGGCGCCAUACAGUGGUACCGCCCCCUCACUAUACUGGGAAUAAAGAACAUUCUGAAAAACCUGGACCAGACUGAGAAGGUGUGCAUCGUGGUUGGCAACACUGGACAAGGAGUGUACAAAGAGGACGGGCCCUACACCACUUACAUUAGCACUAAUAACGUGAAGGAACUGUACAGCGUUACCACUGAGCCGCCUCUCACCAUGGGAGCCAAUGUCAGCCUCAACAGAGUGAUGGAAGUAUUUGAGCGUGUUGCCAGUAGCCACCAAGGCUACCAGUACCUGACUGUCCUCCGCUCUCACUGGAAACUGGUGGCUAACGUGGCAGUCAGAAACAUUGGAAGUUGGGCAGGUAAUUUAAUGCUAAAGCACAAGCAUCGAGAGUUUCCAUCUGACAUCUUCCUGACGUUGCUGGUGGCAGACGCACAGCUGACUCUGUGUCAGGCAGACAGCUCGACGACAACACAAGUCAACCUGGAGCAGUUCCUUCAGACCGACAUGUCAAGCAGUAUCAUUCUCUCCAUGACGCUGCAUCCCAUGGCUCAAGACGAACAGAUUCGCACGUUCAAGAUAUCUAACCGAGCAGUCAAUUCCCACGCCUAUGUCAGUGCUUGCUUCAAGAUGAAGCUGGAUCCCACAGAUGAUUUCAGAAUAAAAGAGAAGCCUAGUCUGCUGUUUGCUGGAAUAAAUGCAGAUUUUAUCCACGCCGAGCAGACAGAAUCUUACUUGGUCGACAAGCAGCUGACAGACGUAGUGACAGUUGUGGAAGCUGCGAAGAUGCUAGGCAAUGAGAUGACUCCUGACGCUAAACCCCAAGAUGCGUCUCCGCAGUAUCGCAAAUCCCUUGCACAAAGCUUGUUUUACAAGGCUGUAGUUGGGUUCCUGGGAGAGAAAGUGAGUGUUGACGUGCGCAGUGCCGCCACUGUCCUGGAGCGACCUCUCUCAUCCAGCCAGCAGGACUUUGACUUGAAUGAAGACACGUGGCCAGUUGGCAAAGGCAUUCCUAAAGUUGAAUCUGCAACACAAAUAUCAGGUGAGGCUGUGUACCUUGAUGAUGUGCCUCUUCUUCAUAAUGAACUUCAUGGCGCAUUUGUUCAGUCAACUGUUGCUAAUGCCAAAGUUAAGUCCAUCGAUACUUCUGAAGCCUUGAAAGUGGCAGGAGUUGUAGGCUACGUCGGGGCGGCCGACAUCCCUGGACGCAACAAUUUCGUAGUUAACGCAGGCGGACGGCCCGACCCCGUGUUUGUAAAGAAUCGUGUGAAAUACGCUGGCCAGGCGGUGGGUCUGGUGGUGGCUGAGGACCGGGACACAGCCGUGCGAGCUGCCACACUGGUCAAGCUGGAAUAUGAGGACAUUAAGAAGCCUAUUCUCACCAUAGAAGAAGCAUUAGAGCAAGGACGAAAUGAAACAGUAAUGAAUGAUAUUACCGGCAAGAAUGAGCCCUAUAUUCUAGGGAGUCCCGAAGAUGCUUUAGAUGCCGCUAAGCACAAAGUGAUUGGGGAGCUACAACAAGGAUCUCAGUUCCACUUCACCCUGGAAGCUCUGGCUGGACGGGUGACCCCCACAGAAGACGGCUACGAUGUGCUGAGCACGUCCCAGUGGCCCACCGAGACUCAGGCCACAGUGGCUCAGGUGCUCAAUGUUCCAGCCCACAGCAUCAAUGUGUCGGUGCGUCGCAUCGGUGGCGGGUUUGGCGGGAAGAUCAGCAGGCAGCAGCUGGUGGUGUCGGCCGCCGCCGUGGCCGCCCACAAGCUCACACGACCUGUCCGGGUCGUCCUCGACCUCGCCACCCACAUGACCUUAGUGGGCUGGCGAGAGCCAUACAUGUCUAAGUAUGAGGUUGGGUUUGACGACGCGGGCAGACUGGAGGCGGUGAAGGUGGACAUGAUCUCCGACGUGGGCCACGUGGGCAACGAGGCCUCCGUGGGCUCCCUAGCCAGUCGGCUCCACAACACCUACUACCUUCCCAACGUCUUGUUUCGCCCCGUCAUUGUCCGCACCAACACGGCCGCCAACACCUGGUGCAGGACGCCAGGUACUGUGGAGGCUAUUGCGACCAUGGAGAAUAUCAUUGAACACGUGGCUAGCUAUCUGAAGAAGGACCCACUUGAAGUGCGACUUGUCAACAUGGUGGCUCCAGAUGUGGCUCGACUUAUGACUCCACCUCAUGUGAGAAAUGUGGUCAAGGAUGAUAUCUUGCCACAGUUGAUGCAGAAGUCUAUGUACGAGCAGAGGCAGGAGGAGAUCCAGAUAUUCAACCAGGAAAACAAGUGGAGGAAGAGAGGCAUGUCUAUUGUCCCUCUGUGGUACGCCCUCAACUAUCCUUCAGUGUUCCGGUACGGCAUCCAAGUGUCCAUCUACGAGCACGAUGGCACCGUUGCUGUCUCUCACGGAGGCAUCGAGAUGGGGCAGGGCAUCAAUACUAAGGUGGCCCAAGUUGUUGCGUAUGAACUUGGCAUCCCACUGAGCUCUGUUAUACUGAAGGCAUCUGACACCAUGAUUGGCUCCAACUCUAUUGUCACGGGCGGGUCUUUUGGCUCAGACUUGUGUGCUCAUGGAGCGAAAGUAGCGUGUGAGGCCUUACGUAAACGUAUAGACGUGGUCAGGGAGAAGAUGAAGAAGGACACUGGUGAUGACCCGUCUUGGGUGGAGCUCAUUAAGAACUGUCACGCUGAAGACAUUGACAUCUCUGAACGGUACUGGACUGCCGGACGGGAGCACCCCGAGCGCUACGACAUCUGGGCCGCCUGUUGUCUCGAGGUGGAGAUUGACGUCUUAACCGGACAGUAUCUGUUCCGCCGUGCAGAUAUAAUUGAAGACUGCGGGAGGAGUCUGAAUCCGUAUGUGGACAUUGGUCAAGUGGAAGGAGCCUUUGUCAUGGGCAUGGGGCUCUACACAUCAGAAAUGGUGAAAUACGAUACCAGUACCGGCCAAAAGCUGUCAAAUAGCACUUGGGAAUACAAACCACCAACAGCUCUGGACAUCCCGGUUGACAUGAGGAUUAGUCUCUUAUCUAAUACGUCAAACGCUCACGGCGUCCUUGGCUCUAAAGCAACUGGGGAGCCGGCGCUGUGCCUCUCCUACGCUACAGUCACGGCUCUCCGCGCCGCCAUAACUGCAUUCAGAGCUGCAAAUGGAGACGAUGACUGGUUUAACAUGGACACGCCAAUAACCGUGGAGAAGGUGCACCAACUGUGUGGAGUGAGACCAGAGCAGUUCACACUCGUCAGCUCCCUGCACGAGUCCUUCGAUGACUUCUGUCUCGUCACCAAGGACCAACUUCCAACAGAAGCUGCCACCUUCUGCCCUAUUAAUUAAGAGUAGAGAAAAGCUGAAGUUAAACUGUCUUAAUAUCAAAUAGUGAUAAUGAAUUAUCGACAUGUAACGCGAUGCGUCAGUAUUGUAUAUACAUACAUACAGCUAAUAUUAAUGUCUCAUUGGGAUUGUAAACUAAUGUAGUAUUACAAAAUCAUUUAAUGUAAUUAUUUUAUAAGAUUUUAAGAUUAAUCUUUACAGCAUGAAGCUUAUAAUAAUAUGUAACUUUAUGCCUGAAAUUAAGCUUAAUCAAAUAAAUAAUAAAAAUAAA
Molecule: messenger RNA, 4451 nt
Organism: Procambarus clarkii (red swamp crayfish)
Lineage: Eukaryota; Metazoa; Arthropoda; Malacostraca; Decapoda; Cambaridae
Molecular function (GO): FAD binding; iron ion binding; 2 iron, 2 sulfur cluster binding
Source: RefSeq, a predicted model, not a curated record